UUAUCUUAUUAUAUAAAUUAAAUGUCAAUCGCAAAUGUAAUUCUAUCAACGACAUAAUUCCUAUUUCUUAUAUACAAUAUUUAUAAUCUAACAAGCGAAUUUAAGAAAAAAUAACAUAGGAAAGAUAUGGAUGACCUCAUUGAAACACAAUAGUAAAUUCACGUUGUUUACAUACUCCUGAAAUAUACUUCAAGAAAUAUGUUUGAUAACAAGGGAAAUUUGAAAAUAACAUAACAGUUUGCAAUGAAAGUAACUAACUAAAGAGAAGAAUUGUGAUUCGUGUAGGAAGAUUGUGAAGAAGGAAGGUUUAAUAAAUUAAGUCGUAACAAAUAGAAACGUAAGAAGGUGUAAGAAGAAAAAUAAGUAGGAGGAAAGUGUGAGCAUGUAGACAAAUAUUGCAGCUAUACACAAGUGCUACCAACAAGAGAUUGUAUGUAUACACGUAUAUAUUGUUCAUCGAUAAAGUUGUGUAUGUAUAUACAUAUAUAUACAUACAUAUACAUUUAUGCAAACGUGUGUGUAAACAUAUGACUCCCGUAUGUUGCGACAAAGGUAGCUACUAUGUAGAUACCACCGAGAUCGGAGGAGGAGGGUCUUUAUCAGCGUUACUUGUUCGACGACGGGCGUCGCCGUUAGCGUACUUUAUUACGUUAUCGUGCGUGGUCCCGCUUAGUUCUCCUCUUAUUUCUACGACAUUUCACCAAUCCAAGAGAUACCGAUCAAAUGAGAAACUCGAUUCGAUAGAUAACAAUAGUAGUUCAUGGUUCUUCCAACCAACUUCUUCACGAGAGAUUGAUUUUUUUCUUUCUCUUAUCUGUAUAUUGUGUUUUCAACUUUAUUCGAAAAUUGAAUAUUGAAAAUAAGUGUGAAACAAUAAGGGAAAAACGUUUUAGUUGAUAAAAUAUUUAGAAAUUAUUUCUUGAGGAUGUUACUCGAUCAUAGAGGAUGCGAGGUCAAUGAUAACAGCUUGAUACUGAUAUCUUGAUUACGAUCAUCAAUUUACACGUUAAGGAUACGUCACCACAUCGCGACAUACUCUAAAAUUGUUAUCGAUCAUUUCUAAUUUGGAAUGGACACCUUAGAAGAUUUUUCUCUGUACUUUUACAUAGCCUGCGGGGUCGGAUUGGGUCUACAUCUGUUGACGUUCUGUUUACUUGCCAUUUUUUACUGGAAAAUCAAAAGUCUUUCUAAAGCGGAGUCGAACCAAUUGGGCAGACAAACGAACAUGAUGGCGGAUUUCUGUUAUACGAAUCCGACAAUCGUGCCAGGCGAGGAAUUAUCUCGUCGUGGAUUUUCUAUGUAUUGCGGCAACGACAAUCUUCAUGAGGAUUCUAAUUCGAAGAACAAGGAAAUUAGUUAUGGAACGUAUCAUCACGAGGCUUUGUCGAAAUUUUGAUCAUUAAUGAUCCAUUAAUUUCAAAUAAUAUUAUCAUUAAUUUGUACUUAACGCGCGGUCAUGAUCAAAAUUCAUUAUUAAUUUAUAUA
Polistes canadensis is the source of this 1485-nucleotide messenger RNA. RefSeq lists its product as uncharacterized. The transcript is spliced from 3 exons. NCBI's taxonomy places the organism in Eukaryota, Metazoa, Arthropoda, Insecta, Hymenoptera, Vespidae. The coding region runs from base 1070 to 1396 and encodes 108 amino acids. The record is from RefSeq and is a predicted model, not a curated record.